This is a messenger RNA of Nicotiana tabacum (common tobacco), 1199 nucleotides long. The record is from RefSeq and is a predicted model, not a curated record. Lineage: Eukaryota; Viridiplantae; Streptophyta; Magnoliopsida; Solanales; Solanaceae.
AUGGCGGAGAGCCACACAGAUAAAAGACUUGCUGUUAUUGUAACGGUGGAUAUCAUCGCUGGAAAUGCUGAUCUUUUAUCUGAAAUUCUACUCCAUUUGCCUGCAAGAUCUCUCAUCAGGUUCAGUCCAGUAUGCAAACUUUGGUUCUCAAUCAUUACCAGUAUGCAAUUUAGGCUCAGUCAUAGUCGUACUCUUGCAUUUUCUAAUACUCUAACCCCGUCUGGGAUCUACUCUUACAAUUGCCUAACCAAUCUCCAAAAAGUUGAAUCCCUUCCUCUUUCUGAUAAUGUAACUAGCCUCCCUCCUCUUCCGCUCCUUGACCCAAUUGCUUUAAAAAAAGGAGAUGCAAUUGAGGUUAUGCAAGUUAAGGUUAUGCAAUCUUGCAAUGGCCUUUUAAUGUGCGUGAUAAAAACUGAAGCAGGAAAUAUCAAACUUGGUAUUGUUUACAAUCCUGCAAAUAAAGAGUGGUGUCCAUUGCCGAGCCCCUAUGACAAGUAUUAUAGUAAUGUCUAUUAUAAUCUGAUAUUUGAUCCUUCAGAACCACCUUAUUACAAAGCUUUGUGUAUUAAGUGUUUGGGUUCCUAUUGGUUGGAUGUUGAAGUGAGUGUGUAUGUGCCAGGGAGUGAGUCAUGGAGAUCUUGUUGUCGUUUCUCUCCACCCUAUGAUAUGCGAUUUGAGAGUGGAGUGUUUUGGAAUGGUGCAAUUCAUUGGAUUGGUGAAAACUCCUCCAUUUACUUUGAUGCUAAUUCAGAGGAAGUCGUAAGGAAAGAUAUGCCACCAAGGCCUCAGGGACAAUGUAGAGAAAAGAUUAGGUAUUUUGGGGAAUGGGGUGGCCAUUUGCAUCUUAUUCAGGUUCAGAGCCUAUAUGCCAAGAAAUUCAAUGUGCUUGAAUUAGACAAAAAUACCUGGAAGUGGUCAGUAAAGUAUCGUGUUCAUCUUGCUCGGUUAAUUUCAGCAUUUCCUGCGAUAGUUAAUCAGACAUCAUAUGGCACACAAUAUGCAUUUUCCAUUUUGUCUGUGAUUCGAGAAGAGAAAGAAGAAGAUUCAGUGGGAAGUAUACUGAAAGUUUGGCUCGGGUUCCAGCUCUCAAAGAUUUGUCUUCGAUCUUUUGAAUUUCUUCUUCCCGGAGUUAAUGGAGUAGCAAAUUUUGAUUUUGGUCAUUGUGAUAUAAUAAGCACAUUCAAUGUCAAAUUGAACAG